UGUUGCCCCCCGAAGAGAUAUCCUCUCCGCCGGCGCCCAGUGACUGGGGCUGCUGCUCCUCCGAAGGACCCCGAGUGCUGGUGAUUGUGCGGAAAAAGGGAAAAAUCACCCAACGAGCGGGAGAAUCCCUGGUGAAGUGUGUCCCAAUCACAUUUUUUGACACUUUCUUCGCCUCCCUCAGAAGAAAACCCACCCCCGCAAAUCAUUCAGACCCCCCGAUUAGAAUAUAUUAACAACUCCCUGGGAUCCAAGAGAGAGAGAGAGAAAAAACAUUUCCUCAGAAGAGGAUCCAAAGACAGAAUUUCCUCCCGUCGUGUGAGUUUUUCCGUGCUGUGUCGUGCCAAAAAUGGUGAAUCUCUAGUCAAGCUAUCAAUGAAAAAUGUCUCCGAUGUCCUGAAGCCUCCCUUCAUCCUGGCAGAUGUGAUUGGCAUGUUCCAAACGUAUUCUUCCUCAUAUGAUGAAUUGAUUUCCCAUCCCAAGGCUUGCCACAGAGAGUGAGAAUUUGCAAAACAGUGCGCCAAAGAACUGGCUUAAAGAGUGAAAGGACUUUUCCGAUAUCCCGUGAGAUUUUCUUCCCUUCAGCAUCUCUCAUCUCUCUUUGUUGGAUAUUCGGGGUGAUUUUGGGAGAAAAAGAUCCCGCGAGUCUCGUCCUCCACCUGUAAGAUGCUCAAGCGUGACAGAUUACCUGAGGUGGGAUCUUCUGACUAAUUAACACUACACGAAUGCGGGAAAGGAUAGACAUUGAGGCUGUGUGCGGCUGAGGAUGCGCCUGAGAUGAUGGCCAGGUGUGCAGAAUGGCUGCUGGCGUGGCACUGAAUGUGAAGCAGCAGAGAUAAGCGAUUUGGGAAUGGACACGGCCCGCCUGGCGACGCGCAUCAUCUUGAUCCUCAUCCUGAGCAUCGGCGGCACGCGCGGCGACUGCCCUCACUUGUGCGAGUGCAAGUGGAAGAGCGGCAAGGAGUCCGUGUCCUGCAUCAAUGCCAACCUCACGUUCAUCCCCGCGAAGCUGGACGCCGGGACGCAGGUGCUGGACCUCACGGGCAACGACAUCGCCAGCAUCGACCGGGACGCCUUCAGUCGCGUCAGCCUGCGGAACCUGCAGCGCCUGUUCGUGGUGCGCUGUCGCCUGAAGGCGCUGGACAGGUACGCGUUCCGGGACCUGAGCAACCUCGUGGAGCUGGAUCUGAGCAACAAUGCUCUGGCCACGGUGCCGUCGCACGUGUUCAGCUCCAUCUCCGAGCUCAGAGAGCUCAAGCUCAACGGGAAUCCCAUCCAGAGGAUCGCCACAGACGCGUUCGGUCAGCUGCCUCAGUUGGUGCGCCUGGAGCUGUCCGACUGCCGAAUCACCGCAAUCGACGCCAGAGCUUUCGCCAGUCUCGAGACCACCCUGGAGUGGCUGCACCUCGACGGCAACCGCCUGAUGGACGUGAGAGCCUCCACUCUCACAAUGCUGUACAAUCUGCACGGCCUGGAGCUGGCGCGCAACGCGUGGAACUGCUCUUGCGCGCUCCGGCCGCUCCGGGAGUGGAUGCUGCGCCAGAAAAUCCCCUCAGCCGUUGUGCCUCUCUGCCGCCACCCGCCGCGGCUGAUGGGGAGGCCGUGGGAUCGCCUGGAGCUGGACGACUUCGCCUGCACGCCCCACAUCUUGGCCACGCGCGCCAACGCGGACGCCACGGAGGGUCGCAACGUGACCAUGAGCUGCAAUGUGGGCGGCAUUCCCGAGCCCAGCGUCAAGUGGAUCCUGAGGAACCGCGUGCUGGGCAACGCCACCGCCGGCCUGGCCAGGCGGUCGUACAUUGUGCAGGCCAGGCGGAACGGCAGCAGUCUCACCAUCGUCAGCACGGAGUCCCAGGACGCCGGCACGUACGUCUGCAUGGCGGAGAACAAGGCUGGCCGCGCGGAAGCCUCCGUGACGCUGACCGUGACCCGUCGGCCGCCGGAGAACAGCAUCUCCGGGCGGAUUCUGCUGGCCAGCGUUGUGGUGGCGAUUCUCUUCGUGGUCUUCUCCCUGCUCGUGGCCGUUUGCCUUUUCGCCGUGCGGCGCAGCCGCAAACUCAAGUCCUGGUCGCACAACGCCGCCGGCCGCCGCGAGAGCUACGAGAAGAUCGAGAUGAAGACCAAGGCUGGCGGCCCAGCGCCUGGGCAGCACAAGAGUCCGCGCGCCGGAGAGACGCUGAACAUAAUGGCGGCCAAGCUGACCGCGGCGGAGAAUGGAAUUGCGUUCGUGGGCGCGGCCACAACGGCGGCGGUGCAGCGGCGGCACGGGGACUACCGGAAUGUGCCCAGUGAGGACGAUGGCACUGGAUACGAGGACAACUGCGACAUCCCGGCGCGCAGGGAGACGCACGCGGCGCCCAAGUGGAAGAUAAUCUCGAGUCAGCCGCCCAUGGACGCCGCGCAGAUUGCCGGAGGUUUCGCGGCGGAUGACGCCGACUUGCACAUUCCACGAAUUGACUGUCGGAAUGAUGGGCAAUUUCCCAGUGCAAGCGCGGUGUCCGGCGCCGCCAUGGCGCCCUUCGGCAAGGUCUCCACGGCCGGCGGCAGUAGCUUUAAGCCCACAUGGUCGCAGCAUGUGAUGAAGAAGCAGAUGAUGCAGCCCAGCAUCUUCCCGGAGGCGCAGCACCGGCGCAGUCCGUCUGGCGCCGAGGCGGCGGAGAUUGAGGUGGAGAAGGGCUAUCCGGACUUGCUGGAGAUCACGAGAUCCAAGAGCCCGGCGGCCAGCAGCAACUUCUGCACGCUGCCGCGGAAGAGAUUGGGCGGGAAUGCGAAAUACUUCCCGCGAAAUGCCUCCACGGACAGCCAGUCGCCGCUCCUGCCCGAGUGUCCGAGUCGCUACGGCAGUGAGACGCUGGAUGACGCCAGCAUGAUGUCCGGGAGUCGCCGCCUCUCGGCGGAGAUCGGCGGCAGAUAUCCGCAGCAGCGCUCCAGCAGCUUCCUCAGUCUCGUGUCGCCCGGCACGGCGAAGCAGUACCCGAGCUUGCCCACGUCUCCCGCCAAGGACGCCAAGCGGCUGCUGUCGCCCGUGGCCACGCCGCUGCUGGACUUCUCCGCCCUGCCGGCGCGCAGUCCGCUGGUCCAGACGCCCUCCUCCUCCACGGGCGCCUCGUCGAGCGCCUACGACUACCACGCGGCGCAGCUGGAGCGCUUCCUGGAGGAGUACCGCAAUCUGCAGGAGCAGCUGUGCAAGAUGAAGGAGACGUGCGAGACAAUCCGGCGCAAGGAGAUGCCGCCGAAGGCCGGCGCCGCGAAGCUCGCCGAUCCGCUGAUGUACAGCGCCGCCGUGCUGCACCAGAACCCGCCCGCGGGUCUGCUGGGCGAGGAGAGCGGCGCCAAGAGCAUCCUGAAGAACAAGUCCCUCCUGCCCGGCCAGCCGCCUGAGCCGCCGCCGUACUGGCUCCACCGCAACGCCCUCCUGAAGAAGCUCAACGACCCCAACGCCGACCAGCACCCGUUCAAGAGCUGAACAGCCAGGAGAGACACUCAAGUAAAUAUCCCCCAAUCUUCAUGAUAAACUCCUUCUAGGCAAUUUUAUAUCCCCCAGUGUUUAUUGUCACAUCUUCAAGUCCGUGGAUUUUUACUAAAUAUACAUUAAAUGGCUCCAUUUGGGAAAAUUGUAAGGUAAAUGAGGAUGUUCUCGUGCUAGGGACUUUUGACUUUAGAGACGAAGAGGAACUCAGCUAGAUAUUUGUGUGAAACAUUCUUGCAUUCCGCUGAACAACAUUCUUUCAUUCUGAGAACAUCCACCAAAAUCACAAGGGGGAGAUAAUGUGACUAAAGUCUGGACGCAUUCAAAAAAGAAAAAAAAAAUUCUACGCCGCAUUUAAAUACGAAAAAGUCAUUGAGUAGAAACGAAAAAAAAAAUCAAAUAAUUACAAAUAAUUUAACACUUUUUCCAAUACUUCUGCUGAACUAUUAAUCCAUUAUCUCCCCCUUGCAAAGUCUCUUUGGAAAAUAACAUAUUAAUUUAGCCUCCUCAAAACAACAAUUUUAAAAUGUACACAAUGAUAUACUUUUAGUUUUUUAUACACAUUACUAAAGUAAGAGAUUAUAUAGACAUAGAAAAAGGGACAUUUUCCAGCAAUUAUGUAUAUUCAGAAAGAAGAGGAAAAAAACCAUAUAUAGAAUGAGAGGAGAAACACGUGUAUCUAACUUGAGAGGAGGUGAGUUUAAGAAACCGAUAUCAUGUAUAAAAUUAAGGUAAAUCUCUAGUGACUAAAGACAAUGCCAGAAGCAUUGAAAUGUAAGUGAAACUCGUGUUUUGAGAAAAAAAAAAUGAAACUGAUAUUCAUGAGAGAAGCAGUAAGUAAUUGUCCUGGAUACCGUUGUUAAUAAAUCAUGGAUGAAAACGAGGAUGAAAAGUGAAGAAAAAGCUCGACUUUUGUUGCAAACUAUAUAUUCGCAUCGUUGCGCGCAAGAAGAAGAAAAGCUGCUGCUGAAAGUCAUCGUCUGGGCAUUUUAAUUGGGUUUUAAAUAUUUAGGAAGAAUCAUAAAUCG
This is a messenger RNA of Phlebotomus argentipes, 4494 nucleotides long. RefSeq lists its product as uncharacterized. Lineage: Eukaryota; Metazoa; Arthropoda; Insecta; Diptera; Psychodidae. The transcript is spliced from 5 exons. The record is from RefSeq and is a predicted model, not a curated record. Gene Ontology annotation, molecular function: protein binding. Bases 848 to 3463 code for a protein of 871 amino acids.